Arabidopsis arenosa is the source of this 467-nucleotide messenger RNA. The record is from the annotation of a GenBank genome assembly. NCBI's taxonomy places the organism in Eukaryota, Viridiplantae, Streptophyta, Magnoliopsida, Brassicales, Brassicaceae.
UGAAAUCUCUACGGAAGAAGAAGAAGAAAGAAUGAACGUAGAAGAAGAGAUUCAGAAACUGGAAGAAGAGAUCCAUCGUCUUGGUUCUCUCCAGACCGAUGGCUCUUACAAGGUGACAUUUGGAGUCUUGUUCAAUGACGAUCGAUGUGCCAACAUCUUUGAAGCAUUGGUUGGUACUCUGAGAGCCGCCAAGAAACGCAAAAUAGUCGCAUUUGAAGGUGAACUCUUGCUUCAAGGUGUUCACGACAAGGUAGAGAUCACUCUCCGACCACCCCCACCGCCACCGCAAGCUGCUGCCGCCGCUGCCUCCUCCUAAGUUCCCAUUUCUGCUUUAAAUCUUUAUGUUCUGAGUGUAACGAAAUGAUAAACUUGAAGAUAAAUGAUUCCUUUGCUUCUCUAUUGGCAUGAUCACAUUGCUUGAGCUAUUUUUCAGUUGUUGCAUGUAGUAAGAAAGACAUUAACAAGAA